UGUGUGUGCUCAGUUUCAACACAGGCCCAUCCCAACACGUCUGGCCCUGCAGCUGCAGCAGAGCUAAUUUUAGCCCCGGAUGUGCGUACGCCUCAGUUCCCCUCGCCUGGCCUAUGAGAGAUGAAGAUUGGAUGGGGGGGGGGAAAAUGUUGCAAAUCUUUCACUCUCCUCUAUUCUUAGCACCCAUCCCUUUCUUUCUGUCUGUAUGAUUACCUGUAGUGUGUAUUUUCCAUGAAUGUCCACGUUUCCUAGGGGCAGAACUAUUGAUUUGCACAGGAUCACAUAGACUGAAUUCACUGUCACCUGCAGGCAGCCAGCUCCUCUGUGAGUGGCUCGUCCUUGUUACGAAAGAGAGAGGCACGGAAUGGAGAUAACAGCCGACCGGUUCACUGUGGGCAGAUGAGCGUCGGUGAUUGACAGAUGUGUGACGCUGUGGGGAACCAUUCGCUUCUCCCAGUGGAGAUCUGAGUUCUGGGACACUGAGGCAGCCGGGGGGGGGGUCUCUGAGGAAGAUGCUGGGUCCAGAGCGCGGUGUUGUCGAAGAAUGGCUCUCAGAAUUCAAGUCCCUACCAGAAAACCGCAUCCCCAGCUACGCCGGCAGCCUUCAUCUGAAGAAGUCCCUGGUGUUGGCCCUCUACAGAGUCAUCCAGGACCCCAACAAUGAGCUGAUGGAGCCGGUGUGCCACCAGCUGUUCGAGCUGUACCGGAGCUCUGAGGACCGCCUGCGCCGCUUCACCCUGCAGUUCCUCCCCGAGCUGGUGUGGGUCUAUCUGCGCAUCACGGCGAGCCGGGACCGCCAGAGCAACGGCUGCAUCGAGGCCCUCCUCCUGGGCAUUUAUAACCUGGAGAUCGUUGACAAAGAGGGCAACAGCAGGCUCCUCUCCUUCACAAUCCCAUCUCUGUCCAAACCAUCGAUUUACCAUGAGCCUUCUAGCCUGGGGUCCAUGGCAUUAACAGAGGGGGCCCUCUGUCAACAUGAUCUGAUCCGAGUGGUGUACAGCGGCCUCCACCCGCAGAGAGAGACCUUCACCGCUCAGAACAGGUUUGAAGUGCUGUGUUUCCUCAUGCUCUGCUACAACUCUGCUGUGGUGUACAUGCCUCUGUCCUCCUACCAGUCUGUCUGCAGAAUGAGCUCACGGCUGUGUGUGUGUGGGUUUCCCCGGCAACAGAAGAAGCUUUGGAGGGAACCGUGCAACCGUGUGCUGCUCGACCCGGAGUUCAUGGUGCAGAUGCUGACCGCCGUUUAUCACGCCAUAUAUAAUGGAGAGUGGGAGAUGGGCCGGGAAGCUCUGGAGGACGUUCUCUACCGAGCCCAGCUGGAGCUUUACUCCCAGCCUCUGUUGCUGGCGAACGCCAUGAAGAACUCGCUGCCAGACAGCGCUCCCGAUGAGCCACGGGGGCGCAAGGUGCUCCAGGUGGAGGUGACACCCACCAUCAACCGCAUCUCCAUGUCAGCCAUCACCACCGCCUCCAUACGACGCCACCGCUGGAAGAGAGAGGAUUGUUUUGACGACUCAACCGCUGCAGAGUUGAGCCACAUCGUCAAUCCUCCUAGCUACAACAAGCACCACCACCGGCAUCAGCAUCAGCACACUCCCCGGGACCCCGCAACCAAAGAGGAGAGAGAAGGGCGGCCUCACAGCCACCACAGCAACAGCAGCAGCAGCGGCAUCAUUCCCCCCAUCACAUUUGAGGAUGCUGAUGGAUUGAGCGGCGGGGAAGAUUCCUUCAAUGUCAACGACCCAGACGAGGGUUUCUCCUCCGGAGCGUCCAACAGCAGCCAGCCCAGCGGCACCAAGGCGGGCGUCGGGCAGAGGGGGGGCAGCCUGAACAGCAGCAGCAGCAGCAGCAUCAAGAAAGCCAUCACGGCCCGGCUGUCCCGGGACAAGGAGAGGGAGCGUGAGAAGGAACGGGAGAAGGAGCGUGAGAAGGAACGGGAGAGGGAGCGAGAGAGGGAGGCAGAGAGGGAGCGAGAGAGGGAGGCAGAAAAACAGGCAGAGUUGUCAGCGGAUCACCAGGCUGCCGUGCUGAGGCACGAACAGAGGCAGCCGUCGCCCCCAGCCAGCAUCCAAUUGGAUGCCAUCCAGCUGAGCCCCAGAAAGAAACACCUGAGCUUCCCAGCAGGGCCCACGCUGGUUCGGACUGGCAGCACCUCCUCCAGCAAGUCCUUUGACUGCAUGAAUUUCAACCUGAACGGAGGCGAUGACGAGCGAGAGGAGGCGGCGGGGGGUUCUGACAGAGAGCGAGGGCUUCCAGAGGGCGGCGCCCACCGCCACUCCACCAUCAGCCUGAAGGAGGAGCACCUCGUCAGGCCAGAGGACGCCCAGGACCUCCUGUCCACUGGAGCUCCUCUCACCAAGCAGUCCCGCUCCCCCAGUUUCAACAUGCAGAUCAUAUCACAGGUCUAACAUGUAGUGCAGGGCAUGGUAUGCGCGCGCGCGCACACACACACACACACACACACACACACACACCACACACACACACACACACACACACACACACAC
Notothenia coriiceps (black rockcod) is the source of this 2507-nucleotide messenger RNA. RefSeq names its product protein FAM126B-like. Gene Ontology annotation, cellular component: plasma membrane. The transcript has 14 exons. Lineage: Eukaryota; Metazoa; Chordata; Actinopteri; Perciformes; Nototheniidae. Bases 513 to 2408 code for a protein of 631 amino acids. Gene Ontology annotation, biological process: phosphatidylinositol phosphate biosynthetic process; protein localization to plasma membrane. The record is from RefSeq and is a predicted model, not a curated record.